Microplitis demolitor is the source of this 8695-nucleotide messenger RNA. Its product is annotated as receptor-type tyrosine-protein phosphatase delta. Gene Ontology annotation, biological process: protein dephosphorylation. Gene Ontology annotation, molecular function: protein binding; protein tyrosine phosphatase activity. The record is from RefSeq and is a predicted model, not a curated record. Lineage: Eukaryota; Metazoa; Arthropoda; Insecta; Hymenoptera; Braconidae. The transcript is spliced from 31 exons. The coding region runs from base 36 to 6050 and encodes 2004 amino acids.
GUAGCUCACAAUCAGAGUUCAGUACAAUUACAAAUAUGACACAAAUAAAAUUUCUGCUAUUUAUUGUUUGUUUUAAUUUCAUUAAAAAAGUUGUUACCGAGGAACUAAUGAUUUAUCGCGGAGAAGCCUCUCUCUCGUAUAGUUAUUAUUAUAAAGACCGCCCACUACUUUGCAUCAGCGACAAUCCAAAAGACGCAAUUACUUGGAAUACGCAUUUUGAAUGGAACUAUCCUGAACAGGCUCUUAGAGAAAAGCAAAGUUUACAAGCGUCAAAGUUGUCGAGUAAUCCCAAAUAUUAUCCGGGACAAUGUUACCUCAACGUCGACUCUUCAGAAUGUUUAUCUGCAUGGAAACAAUACGAUUCUAAUUGGAGUCUAACAUCUUCAUUUAUUAAGCCCAUGGGCCCAGUUUUCGAUAGUCGAUGGGAACAUUUUCCGGAGUAUAAAACAUUUGAUCCGGUUAGUACAGAAUUCCGUCCAAUUCUAACAUCAAGAAAUGGUGCUUAUUCUUCUUUAUUGUUCGGUGAAACCGGUAGUUUAACAGUUUCAAUUCGUGGAGCGUCUAAUGCCCAUUUCGCACUUUGUGAGAGUGACCAAUAUAACAAAGAUUUUUGUUACUGGCUCAUAAUCGGUGGUUGGAAUAACAACAACACAGCAAUUCGGAAAUGUCCGUCCGGCAUACCAUCAGGCAUUCCAGCUGAAAGAUCUGAAUGUCGGGUUAUAAGAGCAUCUUUCAUUAAUCACUUUCCAUUGUCUAAUCGAGAAUGGAAAACUUUUGUGAUUACUUGGGAAGCUUCAAGCCGAACUAUUGCUUUAUAUGAUCCAAAUAAAAGAGUCCUAUCCUACACCGACUAUGAGUCUUCACGGACCAAUAAAAAAUAUCAUAUUUUUUAUCGUGGCCCUGAUGAAAAGGUUCCACUACUAUUUCGUUAUCAUGAAUACACUUACACUCUGGUAAGCCAGCCAGAAGCCAAAUUAGUUAGUCCAACAUUGAUUGAUAAUGUACAAGACUUCUGUGUUGACAUGCUGAUCGGGUUGUGUCGAGAGUGCGAGUUAUUUAUAAGCUUGCUGGAUGGAAAUGGCGAUUAUCAUCUAAGAAAAAGAUUUUCUGGUUCAAUUUAUAAUCGUGUUGAUCAUGACUUAGCAAUGUGGCAAUACGGUCAAUUUAACGUUUCAAAUAUCCGUCAAUAUAAAGCUCCUCUAAGAUUAGAAAUAUCAACAAAUUUGAAAACUAGUUCGGAUGAAAAAAACAAUCAUUGGGCGAUCAGUAAUCUUCAAGAAUGCUUACCAAAAAAAACAGUUAAGACAUUAAUGAUGACAGCAAACCAAGACUAUGACGGCACUUACUUUUGGCCAGAAGUAACAUGUCAAAGAUUGUCUUACAAUUCACAACAUUCGAAAACAAUCAGUGCAAUUCAACAAGUUUCUGCUGCACCAAGAAAUACAACUCUGUGUCCUGCGUACUAUAUCGGACCAUAUUGUGAAACUGACUGUCAUAAAAUUUUCAAAAAUAACUGCGCUUAUGUAACUGUAUGCAACGAAAAUGGAUGCUACUGUUCACAAGGAUAUACAAAUUCUGACUGUAUGAAUGGAUGCUAUGUUGGAUCAUAUGGUUAUGGAUGCUCGAAACUUUGCAAUAACUGUUUUAAUAAUUAUUGCCAUUCUUACACGGGCACAUGUAUCUCUGGAUGUAAAGAUAUAAUAGAUCACUUUUAUGUUCCUCCAUACUGUGAAAUAGAUAUCGAACCUCCACAAGCACCUGAAUUUGAUCAGCUUAGUGAAACAAGCGUUCGAGUACAUUUUGAAGAAAUUGAUAAUUACAGAAAAGUCAAUGCUACAUUUGUUUUUGAGAUGAUGUCAUUUCAUGGAAUAACUGAAACGAAAGCUGCUGACGAAACAGAUACUAUAAUUUCUAAAACUUAUUAUGCAAUUUUCACCAAUUUAAGUCCGGGAAAUAGAUAUAAAACACGAGUACUGCUGAAUAUACAAUUCGAAGAAAAGUAUAAAAAUAUUGCAGGCAGCUGGAGAAAUUUUACGACUUUGUGCAAUGCGGAUGGGAAAUUUGAAACAGAUCGUAAUGAAACAAGUCUGCUACUUAAAAAAAUUCAGGGACAGGCAGAUAACUCAUGCCCUGAUAGUUGGUAUUCUGCUGCACUUUCAGCCAUUUUUUCAAGCCCGAAUAAAUCUCACACCAACAAAAAAUAUGAUACAGUACCGUCAUUUCCACUACUAUUUUCGAAUUUAAUUCCGUUUACAAAAUAUCGGAUUCAGGUAAAUGGCAACGAUAAAAACUAUUAUGACGAAGAGUUAUUAACUCUAGAAGCAAGACCAUCUUCAGUUGUUGGAUUGAGUUAUGAUGUACAAAAAAAUAAUGAUGUUCAAGUUCAGUGGUCCUCACCAAUAGAACCUAAUGGUAUUUUACAAGGGUACAGCCUAACUAUUCAGAUUGUUCGUUAUAGGGGUUGUUCAGAUGAGGUUCCAUUCAACUCGAUGACUUCUAAAACUUUUUUAAUAAGUGAUUUUGAUGAUACGAUCACAAAAACAAUCGAUGAUUUGAUUCCUUACGUCGUUUACGGAAUUAUAGUAUUUGCAUAUAAUACGAAAUUAGGAUUUGAAAGCAAAGUAGUUUUCCAAACCAAUGAAGCAGAAAUACCAACGGCUGUAUACAGCGAUAUUAAUUUCGCCAACUCCAAGAUCACUUGGAAAGACCCGGCUGAUUGUCGAACAAUUACUGGGCCAAUCGGUGGCGCUCGAUUAUUUUUUUUAGGCUUAAGUGAAAACGUCAGAAAUUUUAGCGAUAGCUAUGAUACAAGAUAUCACUCUUUUGAACUUAAUCGUACCAAAAAACAGACAGUUUAUGGAGCGGAAAAGUACAUGGUUCGUGUUCAUACACUUCGUCAAUUAUAUGGAAUUCACAAUGAAACGGCUUACAUUGAAUUAUCGUUUACUACUGAUCCAAAACCACCUCCAAAAGUUAAUGAAUUGGAAAUUGUUGAAGUGAAUGUACAAAAUAAGUCCACAACGUUGCGAUGGAAAAAACCAUCGCCGCCAACUAAUGGUGAAAUAUCCGAAUAUUGCAUACAAUUUUCUAAAGGAAACAAAAAACCUACGCCUGUUUGCGUUCCGGCAGAAAGUGUCUGUCAGUUAUGGGAAAAUUUACUGUGCGCUACUGUUGAGCAACCUAGCGGACAAGGAAAAUUUAUUGAAGUAAGGGCUUAUAAUAAAGGAGUCGAUAACCCCGGAGAAGAGAAUAGAGUGCCUGAUAUACGUGAUGAAACAAAACCAAGCGCGCCAAAAAUACUUGAUAUCAAAGAAAUCGACAAAGGGGUAGUUUAUAUCAAAUGGCAGCAUCCAUUCAAAACCGGAGGACCUAUGAAAAAAUUCGUAGUAUAUUAUAAAAUAAUAUCAACUCAGUUAGAAAAAGUACCAAACUCUUAUGACUUUAGUUCAAUUCAAUUUCCAAUUUCUUCAUAUAAAAUUGAUUAUAAUACUGCAUUGAAUCUAUUGCCAUCUACGCGUUACAAAAUAUCAAUUCAAGGAAUGAAUACACUACGAGGUGAAGUAUCAAGUACAGAAAUCGAAACAGCUUCUUCAUUAGCUUUCGAAUUCGAACCACAGCCAAUCGUAGAUAAUGAAGAAUCACAAAUUAAUAUUAUUAUACCGCCUAUUGUUAACAAUACGAAGGGAAGUUUGCUUCAUAUUAUUGUUAAAGGACCGUCGAUUUGUAAACAAGGUACAAUGUUAAGUUCCGCUUUGGAAAAAGACAUUGGAGUUGAAUACCAUGAAGUUGCUUGGCGCGUUGCUACUCUUCCGGCUAACAAACUAUCAAACUCUUCAUUUACCAUCGGUGACGAUGAAGUUUAUGAUGGUAUUGUAAACUGCCCACUUCAUGUUGGCGCGUCAUAUGGAGUAGUCUUAGUAGUUCAUGAAAAAGAUGAUGAUGUUCUCAAAAAAGCAACAACGAUUACUUGGAAAUCAGAACCACUUCAUAUAGGUCCAAUACCGAACAAAAAUCACGAAGUUUGGGCAAUACCACUAGUAUUAACUUUAAUAAUUAUUGGAGGAGCAGUUCAUUUCUACAUCAAAAGAAGAAAUGGAAUAUGCUUGAGAGAUAAAGAAGAUAGUAUUAAUUCUGAAGUACUUGUACCUUUGCCAACGAUCCCUCCUAAAGAACGAAAAACUCACGAACAUGUUGAUAAAGAAAAGUUACUGCCUCCGAAAGUUGAACAACGAGAAUCACUUUUUUUAACACCCGCUCAUUCAGUUGAACAAUUGAAAUCUUAUCCUGUCGAUGAAACAAUAUACGAAAAUUUAAAAAGUACUUCAUUAGUUAAACUUAAUGAGUUCCAGGAUUAUGUUAAACAAGCAAUUGCAUCUGGAAAAUUAGAUGAACAGUACGCUAUAUUUCCACGUGGUCAAACAAAAUCAUGGGAGUACGGAAAAUUACCGCAAAAUAAAUCAAAAAAUAGAUAUGGUAACUUAAUAGCGUAUGAUGAAACUCGCGUAAUACUUGAAAAAUUUCCAGAUGACCCAUACUCUGAUUACAUAAAUGCGAAUUAUAUCAAGGGUUACAAAAAAAAUAAAGCUUAUAUCGCAACCCAAGGACCUAAGCCAAAUACGUUGAAUGAUUUUUGGCGCAUGGUUUGGCAUGAACGUGUUCAAGUAAUUUGUAUGCUAGCUAACGUUAUCGAAGGUGGAAAAACGAAAUGUGAACAAUAUUGGCCUGAAAUCGGUCAAGAACUUAAGUUUGGAAAAGUAUCUGUGACAAAUAUCAGUCACACAGAUUUCGCGGAUUAUACAACUAGAGUACUUCAUGUAACAUGCGAUCAGGAGACUCGUAAAAUCGACCACUUUCACUAUACAUCGUGGCCAGACCACGGAAUACCAUUAUAUACUCAAUCUGUCGUAACUUACUUGAAAAAAUUACUUGCAACUCCUGCGGGAAAUGGUCCAGUACUAGUUCACUGUAGCGCUGGGGUCGGGAGGACUGGUACAAUCAUUUUAUGUGAUAUUUGUCUUCGCCGUGCCGCUGCUGAAGGUGUGGUGGAUGUUUUUGGAGAAACAGAACUAAUACGAAGACAAAGAGCUAAUAUGGUUGACAACAAACAACAAUAUCUGCUUGCGCACGUAGUUCUAGUAGAAUGUCUUCUCACCUUACCAACGACAAUAGCUUGCAAUGAUUCCCUGUCAACUAGAAUUCAAGAGUUUAAGCAGCAGCUAAAUCUACAACAACAGAGAAUAGAAGAGUCUGCAUGGCAAGAUGAAGCUCUUCAACCAAUCUCAUCAUUUUCACUUAAAUUGUCAGAUAAAAAUAUUUCGAAAAAUCGAUUUCCCGAUUUAGCAACCUCUCCAAAUUUCUAUAUCGCGAGAUAUCCGAGUACUGACGAAGACAGCAAUUACAUUAGUGGCGUUUACGUCGAUAGUGCACGGCGUCGCAAUAAUUAUAUCGCUUCGCAAAUUCCAAUGCCAACGACUGUUGGCGAUUUUUGGCGAAUGAUCGCUGAACUUAAGGUUAAACUCAUUAUUAUGUUACAACCGAUUGAUCCUACUGAUCCUACUUGCUGUAAAUUUUUUCCUGAUCCUGAUGAAGAAAUAAAACCAGUACCAUUUAUAACUUUGAAAGGACGAGAUAUUGUGAAUACUAAUAUUUUUUCUCAACGAAAAAUAGUUUUAACUGAUAAGUCAGAUAAAAUAGAGCGAGAACAAAUAACUACUAUUUUAAUUUGUAACGAAUCCGAACCUGGUAAAAGUAAACCACCGAAACCUUCUAUUUUAGUAGAUCUGUGGCAAGCCGCCGAACGUAUUUCAAGAAAUACUGAAGCUACUGUAGUUCUUUGCUAUGAUGGCGUCACAAACUGUGGAUUGUAUAUAGCCAUGAGCUUUUUGCUCGAAAGAAUGGGCUUAGAACACGAAUGUGAUGUUUGUUUGGCAGUACGAGCUAUUCGAAGAUCACGAAAAGAUUUUUGCAAGACAUUGGAUCAAUUAGACUAUUUGUACAACACUGCCUUGCUUUAUGCCGAUUAUUUUGAAACUUAUGCAAACUUCAGUUGAAGUUAUCAUCUUUAUUUGCAAUAUUUUUUAUUCCAUCUGUUACUACAUUAAUUAUGUUUUGAUUGAAUUAUUAUUGACUCUUAACAUAAAUUGAAAUUAUUAUUACAACUGUGAAAAAUAUUAUUAGAUGAAUACGAUUACAAUCGAAAACACCUUUCUAUUACUCUGUAGUACACUAAAAAGAUGCAAACAAAGCGUCAACUUAUUGAAGUCAACUUGACAUCAAAUUGUGGUAGUAGAUUGGCCUUAACUUACUCAUAAUAAUGGUUGCUUGAUUAUUCAAGCCAUUUUCAUCACAAGCUAACGGAAAUCUACAACCAAAAAUUGAAGACAACUUGUAGUCAAUAAUUGGAUAGUCAAAUGUUACUCUCAACAGCAUAUUGACUGAAACUGUUUCUUAGUGAGUUAUAAUAUUCAUAUUCUCUGAUAGCGAAAGUUUCUGGUCAGAAAGUUGGCAUCGAGAAGUUGCAAUCAAGUUGAUGACAACUUCAGCUUAUGUAACUAUUGAUCGUUGACAACAUGUCAACAUCAACUCUCUGGAAAAAUUGAUGACAACUUUCCAUCAAUUUAUAGAAAGGCUAAUUUUUAGGUUCAACUUGACGACAAGUUGUAGCAGUAGAUUGUUGAUAGCAUGCCGUCAGUAUGAUUACCAGAGUUUGGUUGCAGAGAAACUAGUUUUAUGGAGAAAGAAUGUCCAGAACUAUCUAUACGACCGUAGAUAAGAAUUGAUGCUGUCUUCCCCGAUAGCAAGACUGGUCGGAAAGUUGGUGUCAAUUAGUUGCAAUCAAAUUGAUGACAACUUUCAGGUGACUGUUGACUACAAAUUGUUACUUUCUCAGAAAGUUAGCAGCCACUUGCAGUCAACUUAUAGAAAUGCCUCUUUUUGGCGGCCAACUUGGUAAGGAACUGCUGCAGAAAGUUGUCAUCAGCCUGCUGCCAACUUAGUUAUCAUCAAAACCCAUAGAGUUUUUACCAAGUGUUGAUAACUAAAAGUAACUUGAAUUGCUACCGAGACAUUCCCUUCUCCUGUCUUAUUUUUCAUGUGUGUUAGCAAACAUAUGCAAUUUCUUCAUUAAAAUAAUUAUACAAAUCAACUUACAUGCAUAUAUGUUUGAUUGACACGUAUUUAAAUAUACAAACAAAUGUAUCAACUAACGUAAGAACAUCUUUCUCUUUCAGCCCCCACUUGAACCUCUUUACCUUAGCAACUACUUCCACCGUUGUCUCACGAUACGAUAAGACUUCAGUUACAAAAGCUCUAAGUACACAUUACACAUUCUAUCUCUUACAACUAUUUCUUAACAUUUAUCAACAUAAAUUUAAAAAUAAAUUCACUUUCUUACCUAUUGACGUCUUCUUCAUACCAGACUAUACUUUCAAAAAAAUAUAUAUCUCGUAAUUACUGGAGGGUUAUUAACAUUUUUUAGUGUUUAUCAGUGUGGUGUAGACUACGUAUCGUCAGAGUGUCAUACAUUUAAAUCAUAAAUUUUGAAAGUUUAAAUCCUGGAAUUUUCAAUUAGCCGCAACUUGAUCAGUUACAGAGAAUAUUUUGAAUAGAAGAAGAAAAAUAGAAUAGACGUCUUGAGGAAAAGAGGGAGAGAUUUAAUAAAAGGGAAGAUACCUCAGUAAAAUACAGAACGGGCAUAUAAGUUUAGUUCGGGCGUUGGGCCUUGAGUGGUUCCAAUUGACUACAGUCCAAGUUGGCUCUUAUUGGCCAGACGGUUGAUCCCCUGACUCCUGAGACACAAACGCUACGCCAUUACAACAAUGGUUUCCGUCAUCUUUGUCGUUGCUUAAAUGAUCGUCUUCAUCAACUCUAUAACAUUAUAAAUAUACAUAUAUAUAUAUUCUCGUCUCUGUAAACCUUCGUCAUCACCACUAUUGUUAAUCCACCGUCAACGCUACUGCUGACAUUACUUGCGUUAUUCAGUUUAAAACAGUUGAUCGGAUAACUUCGAGAGAUCAACUAUUUCAGCUCUGAUCUACAAUAACUUUUUCCGUUUUAUCAUAGAACGUGUCUAAAAGACUAUCGGAAAUUAGACGUAGUCUCUAACGGCUUCCUGUCUUAAAAUUGAAUCUUCCGGUUUUAUAUGUCGUUUUCGUUCUGUUUUGACAAGCUCUAAACUCAUAAAAACUACUGACUUGUUUCUGAUGAAGAAAUAAAAAAUAGUGUUGGAGCUGAACUAUCCUGGAUUAAAAAGAAAAUGACUUAUUAGUGAAAUAAAAGGGGACAAAACAAUACUAAAGUUGGCACGAGUCUGUGGAUUUUUUAAACUUAUUAGUAAUUAUUAUUUUAUCAUAAUGGAAAGAAGAAUUUUGAAAAUGUUGUGACUAAGUAUCAAGUUGCGAGGCCUUCGUCGCCAUCCAAGACACUAAUAAGUGUGUGAUCAGUAGUAUAGAAAAAAUACAAUUACUUAGCAGUACGUUACAGUAGAAAGAUAAGUAACCACGUGCAAGAGGAAUUGUUAACGUGGAGGAUGUGAAAAUACUUGAAGUUGAAACGUGUGUCCAUUAUAUUCGAAGAUUGAAGAAGCAGCCAUUUUUAUUAAAGUGAAAUUUAAUGUAAAACAGUGAGACUAAAUAAAAAUUUUGACAAAAAGAAUACAAGUAUUGAAAAGAACAAUUUGAAUUUGAAAAAGAAUAUU